Scatophagus argus is the source of this 3510-nucleotide messenger RNA. Its product is annotated as golgin subfamily A member 4-like. Gene Ontology annotation, cellular component: actin cytoskeleton. The transcript is spliced from 6 exons. The record is from RefSeq and is a predicted model, not a curated record. Lineage: Eukaryota; Metazoa; Chordata; Actinopteri; Scatophagidae. Gene Ontology annotation, biological process: actin filament organization. Gene Ontology annotation, molecular function: actin filament binding. The coding region runs from base 1 to 3510 and encodes 1169 amino acids.
AUGUAUGAACACUACACAAAUGAUCUUCUUUCAAACACAUCUUCAGAACAAGUGUUGGCUUUACAGCGACUGCAGAAGAUUAACCAUGACCUACGCGUUGAGCUGGAGGCUCAAAAGAGGAGUCAAGAGGAAGCCAGAGAAGCUGAACUACGGCGAAGAGUGGAUCUCUUAGCUCAACAAGCACAGUUACUGGUCACAGGUGAUGCCACAGCACUUGCACAAGCCCAUCUAGAGCAAGAUCGCCGUCGUUUUUUUGAGCUACAUGUGGAGUGGGAGCAUUGUGUGGCUUCCCUGAAGUCCCAGCUGAGCACUAGUGAGGAGCAGAGAAAGGAGGCUGAGUCACGCUUGACACAGCUGCAGCAGGAGUUGCAGAUUUUCCAUGUUCUCCAGCAAGAGGCCAAUAGCUUGAAGAAACAUCUCCAAGAGGUAACAACUCAACUUCAUGCUAAUGAGGAAGCACAGGCUCAGAAGGAGGCUCGUCUGCAGAAGCACCUCAUGCUCCUUCAAGCAAGUCAGGAGAGAGAACGGAGAAGCUUGGCUGCUAGCCUGGAACAGGCAGAGCAACAUUCACAGGAGCUUCAGGAAAGACUGGACAGGGCUGAGCAGCAGGUGGGGAGCCUGACUAAGACUCAGUCCUGGACCAAGGAAAUCGAGAAGGCUCAACAACAGCUUCAAGAAGAGUUAGCCUGUACAGUAUCUGCUGUGCAGAAACUUCAAGAGGAAAGAGAACAGCUUGACCGUCACUGUCAAGAGCUGCAGAACCAGUUAUCUGAGGCAGAUGGGGAAGUGACCAAGUUGCAGAGCCGCUUGAAAACAGAUGAAACGCACUACUACAAUCUUGAGCAUUCAUAUGAAAGAGUUUGUGAGGAACUGCAGCUUGCUUUAGGGAAGGUGCAGCAAAAAGAGUCUGAAACACAGGACAUACGAGAAGGCUACGAGAGACUUCUGGACAGGAAGGAACAAGAGCUGAGUGAGGUUUUACUGAAGAUGGAGGUCUUAGGUAAUAGCCUGGAGGAGACAGAAGUGAAGCUGAAUGAAUUGUUGGAAGUUUGCACCUGUGCAUCUUCUCAGCUGACACAUCAAUCCUCUGGGCAAGCUCAGCAAAAUGAGAAAAAACAGACAACUGAUCUUUUUGCUGUAAACAACAGCAGGCCAAAGGCAAUAGAUGUUGGCCAUUUGUUUAACAGCUCAAAUGAACGUGCAAGAACCCAUUCUCUCUCAACUGAUUCAUCGUAUCAGAGCAUUGUCACUGCAGGAGAUGACCCUGAAAGGUUUAUGUCUGUCAUCCAGAUGCUAGAAACCAAACUUUUUGUAACAGAGGAGAAGUUAAGGGACAUCAUGCAAAGACUGGAGGAACACCAGAGUCACAUCACCUGCCAGGACCCCCAACUUUGCUCACAGCUCACUAGAAGCCGAGCCACUGCUCAGCACCUCAGUCUGCUGCUUCACAGUCAGGCCAAGCAGAGCCAGCGUUUCGCCCAGGAGACAGAAAACCGCUGCAGGUUGUUGGUUGGUAGGUUUCAGGUCGCACUGAACAUCAUACAAGCCUGCAGAGAGAGGCUUCAGACCACCCCGAUUAACAUUAUGGAUUUUGAGAAGCAACUAGCCACUGUUGCUGCUUGCCUUCAGCAAGGAGAGAAAGAUGCAGAGAAACAACAGCAGGAAUCACGUAAUGCCAGCAAAGGAGAUGACAAGAUCCUCAAUGAUGAGGCAUUAGCUGCACCUCAGAGCAAUUUUGUCAAUAAAAGUAAACUCACUAAUACACUGCCUUCAGAAGAUGACAUGGAAAGUGUUGGAAAAUGUUUAAUGAAGGAACUAUUUGUAGUAGAAAAAAUGGUGUCUGCCCUUCAGAGUCAGCACGGUAUUGCACUACUGUCCUUAGUGCCAAGAGAAGAAGAAGGGGAUAUGGUGCAAAGAUACAAAAGCAUAAUCUCCCAAAGAAGAGCCUUAAAAUCAGAAAAAGAGACUCUGUCAAGGAAAACCGAUUGUGAGAACAGUGUACCUUUAAACAGGGUCAUUGGUGGAGUCUGUGCUGAAGCAGAGGUCAUUUAUGCUGCCUUAAAAUUUCAGCAGCAAUACGAGAGCACGACUCAAGCAAAUAAUCAAGAAAUGGCACAUCAAAGAAAGGGUCUGGCAGAUAUCAAUCCCCCAGAGUUGGCCCCUUAUGAGGAGCAAGUGCAGGUAGAGGAUGGGGGUCCAGAAAGAGCUGGAAAACUGGUUGAAAAGGGUGACUCCGAUGUCAAAAAGGUAGAGGCAGAGACAGAACCAGACUGGUUAGAGAGACUUAUAUGCCGGUUGCAGAGAAGGGCCAAAUGCUUGCGACAACUUUUUCAGGAGAUUUCUGAUGGCAGUGGAGUAGAGUGUAGUCUGGGCGAUAUCUGGGAAAAUGCUUUUACAGCUGACUUAAAUUGGAUGCUCGAGCAGGCAAAGUUGAUUUAUUUGUCAGACAGGUUGCACUUGGAUUUAGAGCAGGAGUUGCAUCAAAGCAAGGUGUUACAGGACAAACUUCAACCUUUGUGCAAAGAGCAGGAUAACACAUUAAAGGAUGAGCAGGAGGCUUUCAAUCAUACCCUACGUCAACUUCAGGAGGACAACAGUGCAUUAAGAGAGGAAUUAGAGCGUUCUGUGGAAAAGAUAAUAUCUGUAGAGACUGGGAACCAGAAGCUCCUGGAAGACAUACAGAAAAUCGAGGAUUAUCAUGAGGAACAGAUGAAAAAACUAGAAACAGAGUUUCAAGAGAAAAUAAGGGAGCUGCAACAGAUCCAUGAAGAGGAGAUGAAACACUUGCAUGGUUACUACACCAAGUCUUGCUUCUCCAAAGAGAAGCAGACCAAAACCUGCACAGAGGCAACUGUUACUACCUCGUCCCUACCGGAGCAGCCUGUGAUGCACAGAAAAAUACAAGAGCAGCCCAGGAACAUAACGGAUGGAGGUGAUGCAGCAGCCAAGAGAGAAACUUUCCAGAAAGAUCCAGAAAAUCCUAAGGCAGCCUGUGAAGAAGGAUUCUCUGCUAUGGAGGAAAUGCACAGGAAGCUGGUAGGUGAUCUACAGGAGCAGCAUCAAAAGGAGGUGGCAGCACUUCUGAAGGAGAAAGACCAGCUGCUGCAGGAAGAGACAGCUGCCACAAUGGCAGCCAUUGUAGCAAUGAGAAGAGCCCAUAAACAGGAGCUGGAGAGAAGUCGACAGUCUCAGCACAUCAAGGAGAGUGCUGACAUCACACAACUGCAUGUUCAACACGAGAAGGAGACCCAGUUACUGCAAAAGGAGCUUGAGGUGUUAUCGGUUCAGCACACUCAGAAAUGCCUGGAAAACUCUCGGUUGAACCAGGAGCUGCAAGAUGAGAGACAAUCCUUGAUGCAAUGCCAAAAGGAAAACCAGGAGCUCAAAAAGAAGCAGAGAGAGACAGAUGAAAUGGCUCAGCCUCAUUUCUCACCAAAUGGUCAACAGUCACAUGUUGCCCCUCAAAUGAACAACUUCUAUGAGAUGGAGGUAAGUUUCUGGAAAUGUUGA